This is a messenger RNA of Oncorhynchus mykiss (rainbow trout), 1404 nucleotides long. NCBI's taxonomy places the organism in Eukaryota, Metazoa, Chordata, Actinopteri, Salmoniformes, Salmonidae. The record is from RefSeq and is a predicted model, not a curated record.
UAGGAACAAUAUAUGCUUUCUCUAUCGUUCUCUAUGGGUGGGAGCUUUCCAAACUUUUUUUUUUAUAUCUCCCUGUCAUCACAUGAACAUUGAAGAAGUGACUGGUUGCGACUUCAACUGUUUGUUGUUGUAGCUUUCAUUUAUAACCACAUUUUCAUAGCAUUUGUCCUACAGAAUGCGUUCCCUUGGACUGUGUUGUUUGAUGUUGCAUGUGAUCGUUGUUUGUUCCACGGAGUUGACGUUUGAGUUACCUGAUAACGACAAGCAAUGUUUCUAUGAAGAGCUCCAGAAUGGAGUGAAGUUUGACCUAGACUUUCAAGUGAUUGCAGGAGGGAACUAUGAUGUGGACUGCUUUGUAACAGAUCCAGUGAACAACGUCCUGUAUCAGGAGAGGAAGAAGCAGUACGAUAGCUUCUCUCACACCACCACUAUGAAAGGAACCUACAAGGUCUGCUUCAGCAAUGAGUUCUCUACCUUCUCCCACAAGACCAUCUACCUGGACUUCAGGUCUGGAGAGGAGAGACCCCUACUGCCUGACAUGAACAGAGACACAGCCCUAACACAGAUGGAGUCGGCCUGUCUGUCCAUCCAUGAGAUCCUGAAGGUAGUGUCUGACUCUCAGACCUGGUAUCGGUUAAGGGAGGCUCAUGACCGCAUCAGAGCAGAGGACCUCCAUGAGCGUGUGUCCUAUUGGUCGAUAGGAGAAACUAUAAUCCUUUUCACUGUCAGCAUUGGACAGGUUCUCAUUCUCAGGAGCUUCUUCAGCGACAAGAAGGGCAGUGUUGCAGCCAACACAUAGGUCCCACCAUAUUAUUAUAUAUAUGAUACAUUCUAUAAUACUGGGUUAGUGUUUCAGCCAACACAAGAUAUUGUAUUAUAGGUCAUCUGCAACUAGACUGUAACCUACCUUCAUACCCCACAACAAACUGUAGUCCUAUACAGUUAUAUUAAGACUCUAGCUUGUGGAUUCUAGCCUCUGAAAAUGAAAUACUGUGGUUGCAACAGCUGUUUAGUGAUUUCAAUCAAACGGUUAGCAACCUAACACAUCUGUGGUACACCAAGCCUUUAUUUGUUUUUGUCUCAGUGUACAUCAUUAAUUUGUGCUAUGACAUUAAUUUAUUGUGUGUAAAACAUUUUGUCUGUCUCGCCCUCUCUCUUGUACACAGUCACACACACCAUAACCCCACAAUUUGAUUUCCAUUUGAAAUCCUAUUUUCCCUUUCCUUAACCCCAACCCCUAAGCUUAAAAUAGCCUUUGUCCUUGUGGGGAUGUGGUAAAUGUUCCCACAUGGGAGAAUUUUCCUUGUUUUACUAUCCUUGUGAGGACUUUUGGCAAUUCCUGGGCCACUUGAAGAUAGGGGUGUGUCUUGACUAUCAUUAAAGUCAAUAAUGUUAUAUUAUCAA